This is a messenger RNA of Parasteatoda tepidariorum (common house spider), 476 nucleotides long. RefSeq lists its product as uncharacterized. The record is from RefSeq and is a predicted model, not a curated record. Lineage: Eukaryota; Metazoa; Arthropoda; Arachnida; Araneae; Theridiidae.
CUCUUCUCUUAAAGAGCUUUAAUUUAGAGAAAGAGUGCGGUAUGAAACCGACUGAUAUUGAUGAAUCAGACAAGGAGCAAAUCGUGACAAACAUUGAAGAUGAUACAAAGAUUGAUACAGAGAAAAAGAUUGACCUCAUUUUGUUAAAAAUUAUUGAAUUAAGAGAGGAAGUGAAAUAUCUCCGUAUCAAAUUGGAGAUCAUAGAGAAGAGUUUGGAGAAUCUCAUGAAGAGAAAUUCAGUUGAUAAAAACACGAAGUCAACUGGCGAAUUGGAAAAUAGGAGGAAUGAGAUCAACGGAGAAUCUAUGGUAGAUAGACCUAUUAACAGUGUGAGGAAAACCCCUGAUGAAGUAGUGAUUGUUCAUAAAGAGAAUGCCAAAGUUAAAAAAGAAAAAAAGAAAGGACGAGCUUUGAAUUGGAUGAGAACUGCUUGUAGAAGAGUAUUUGGUUUAUUCAAGAAGAGAGGAUCAAACUAA